Molecule: messenger RNA, 2117 nt
Organism: Spinacia oleracea (spinach)
Lineage: Eukaryota; Viridiplantae; Streptophyta; Magnoliopsida; Caryophyllales; Amaranthaceae
Product: endoglucanase 12
Exons: 5
Coding region: 223-1842 (539 amino acids)
Biological process (GO): carbohydrate metabolic process
Molecular function (GO): hydrolase activity, hydrolyzing O-glycosyl compounds
Source: RefSeq, a predicted model, not a curated record
CUGAAUCUGGAGAUUUACUUUACAGUUUUACACACAUGAACUACAAAUAGAAUUAAAAUAAUCCAAUUACAUAAAAUUAAUAUAAAGUCAAAUGUAACAUAAUGAACAUAGAUCUCUGUCUAAGUUAGAGAAGGAACAAUCUUUUCAUUUUCAUAAAUUUUCGUUGUAAGAGUUCAUAAAAUCGUAGGAAGUGAAAGAAGGUGGUAUUGGCCCGGGUUCUUUAUGGGUUUAACGGGCUUAAAAUGGGCCGUUUGGUUCAUGGUUAUUGCAACUUGGAUCAGCCCGAGAACGGCCACAUCGACCAACUCGGCCCGAACCUUGCCUACGCACAACUUUGAUAAUUAUACUCUUGCUCUUCGUAAAGCACUCUUGUUCUUCAAUGCCCAGAAAUCUGGGAAACUACCCAAGAACAAUGGAAUUCCAUGGAGAGGAAACUCGGGCCUACGCGACGGGUCACAACUGAAAGAUGUACAGGGAGAUGGUUUAGUUGGUGGAUACUAUGAUUCUGGGGAAAACACAAAGUUUCAUUUCCCUUUGGCUUACUCCAUGACAAUGCUAAGUUGGAGCUUGAUUGAAUACCCUCACAAAUAUCGUGCCAUUAACGAGUAUAAUCAUGUACUCGAACUUAUCAAAUGGGGAACUGAUUACUUGCUCUUGACAUUCGAUUCUAAUGCCACAAAGAUCAGCAAAAUCUAUAGUCAGGUUGGAGGUGCCUAUGAAAAAUCAAACAUACCAGAUGACAUCACCUGUUGGGAAAGACCAGAAGACAUGGAUUAUCCCAGACCAGUACAAACAACAUACGCAGGACCAGAACUCGCUGCAGAAAUGACAGCAGCUUUAUCAUCAGCCUCAAUACUAUUCAAACAAAACAACCCUACUUACUCCAUAAAGCUCAUCAAAGCAUCCGAAUCCCUCUUCGCCUUCGCUAGGGACACUCGUAAAAGACGGCCCUACAGCCGAGGAAACCCGUGGGUCGACCCGUAUUACAACUCGACGGGGUACUUUGACGAGUACUUGUGGGGUUCAACGUGGUUGUAUUUAGCUACCGGGAAUGUUAAGUAUUUGGCAUUAGCAACUAAUCCGGGGAUAACUAAGAAUGCGAUGGGUUUUAGAUGGACGAGGAAGAUGAGUGUGUUGAGUUGGGAUAAUAAGGUUCCUUCGGCUUUGAUGUUGCUUACAAGGGUGAGGUUGUUUAAAGCUCCUGAAUACCCUUAUGAAGAGACAUUGAUUGGGCAUCAUAAGUUUAUUGCUCUCUCUAUGUGUUCUUAUCUCAAACCCUUUCGUCUCUUUAAGUGGAGUAAAGGAGGACUGAUACAGUUUAAUGAUGGAGGGGAAGAAUCUCUUCAAUAUGUAGCAAAUGCUGCAUUUUUAGCAAACCUAUUUGCUGAUUACCUGAAUGCUACUGAUAGUCCGGGAUGGUUAUGUGGCCCUAAUUUCUUCCCUAUUGCUACACUCCGGGAAUUCGCCUCAUCUCAGAUAGACUACAUAUUGGGUAAAAACCCCCUAGACCUAAGCUAUGUGGUGGGGUACGGUGACAAGUACCCGAACCGUGUACAUCACCGAGCAGCUUCAAUCCCGUCAGACGGUCUGAAGUACUCGUGUAAAGGUGGAUACAAAUGGAGGGACAGCACAAAACCGAAUCCCAACACCAUUGUAGGAGCCAUGGUUGGCGGACCUGACCGGUUCGAUAAUUUCCACGAUGACCGUAGUGCGUCCGCGGGACCCACAUUAGCCGGAAACGCCGGGCUCGUGGCAGCCCUUGUUUCACUGACUAGUGGUGGUGGUUAUGGUGUUGAUAAGAGUUUCUUGUUUUCAAACCUCCCACCACCACCAAUACCAUAAUGUUACAGAUUCUGAUUGUAAUUUUUGCAACAAAAAACGUAUUAUCUCGAGAAAAAGAAUCAAUAGUAUCAUGAUUUCAAUAUAGAAAGUUGAAUAUCUUGUAGCAGAAAUGACCUACAUAAGUACAUAUACCUUAAAUGGUAAUUGGAUAUUACCCAUGCUAGGAAUAGGGGUAAGAAAAAUCGUGAUUUCUCGUUUCUGGUGAAUCGAAAAAUCACAAAAAAUGUAAUUUUGAUGGAUAAAUUCUUAUGCACAAGGAAACUCAAAUUGAUUUA